AUGUCAGAAACAGAUUUUUCAAGUUCCAAAUCACUAUUCCUAGGCUUUGACUUAUCGACUCAACAGCUCAAGAUAAUUGUUACAAAUGAGGAUUUGAAAGCAUUGAAAACUUAUAAUGUUGAAUUUGAUUCUCAAUUUAAAGAAAAGUAUAAAGUUUAUAAAGGUGUAAUCACACCAGGUGAUGAUGGAGAAAUUGUAAGUCCUGUUGCAAUGUGGUUAGAUGCAAUUGAUUUCUUAAUGGAUAAAAUGUUGAAAGAUAAAUUUCCAUUUGAUAAAGUGAUUGGAAUUUCAGGAUCUGGUCAACAACAUGGUUCAGUUUAUUGGUCCGAGGAAGCUGACAAAUUAUUAAAAAAUUUAGAUCCUAAAAAGGACUUGAGUGAACAAUUACAAAAAGCAUUUUCUUGGGAGAUGUCACCCAAUUGGCAAGAUCAUUCUACAAUUCCAGAAGCUAAUGCAUUUCAUAAAGCUGUUGGAGGUAAGGAAAAUUUAGCUAAAAUAACAGGUUCUAGAGCUCAUUUAAGAUUUACUGGUUUACAAAUUAGAAAAUUUGUGACAAGAUCUCAUCAAAAAGAGUAUGCUCAUACUUCAAGAAUUUCUUUAGUAAGUUCUUUUGUGACUAGUAUCUUGUUAGGAAAAAUAGAUGAUAUUGAACAAAGUGAUGGUUGUGGAAUGAAUUUAUAUGAUAUUGAAAAAUCACAAUAUGAUGAUGAGUUAUUAGCCGUUGCAGCGGGUGUGCAUACUACUUUGGAUCACCCUGAAUCAAAGCAAUACCAACAAGAUAAAAUUGAAGAGUUAAAGCAAAAAUUAGGUAAAAUAAAACCAAUUACAUAUGAAUCAUCAGGACCAAUUUCAAAUUACUUUACCGAAAAAUAUGGAUUCAGUUCAAAAUGUAAAAUAUAUUCAUUCACUGGUGAUAAUUUAGCUACUAUACUCUCCUUACCAUUACAACCAAAUGAUUGUUUAAUUUCAUUAGGUACUUCAACAACAGUUUUAUUAAUCACUCAAAAUUAUAAUCCAUCUUCACAAUAUCAUUUAUUUGAUCAUCCUACUAUGCCAAAACAUUACAUGGGUAUGAUUUGUUAUUCAAAUGGAUCAGUUGCUAGAGAGAAAAUAAGAGAUGAAGUUAAUAAAAAGUAUGAAGUUAAGGAUCAUACAAAUUGGUCUAAAUUUGAUGAAAUUUUAGAACAAAGUGAGGGUAAACCAUUUGAUGAUAAAUUGGGAAUAUAUUUUCCAAUUGGUGAAAUAGUACCUCAAGCUCCAGCUCAAACAAUAAGGGCGGUGUUACUGAAAGACUCUGAACAAUACAAGGUAAAAAAGUGCAAAUUAGACACAGAUGGUUUCACGGUGGAUGAUGAUGCUUUAGCAAUAGUAGAAAGUCAAACAUUGAGUUGUAGAUUGAGAUCAGGUCCAAUGUUGAGUAAAUCAUCUGUAAGUCAAAAAGAUUCAAAAGAUACAAAAGAAUACGAAGAAAUAUAUGAUAAAGUUAAUAAGAAAUUUGGUAAAUUAUAUACCGACGGUAAAGAACAAACUCGUGAUAGUCUUUUAGCAAGACCAAAUAAAUGUUAUUACGUAGGAGGUGCAUCAAAUAAUCAAAACAUAAUUAAUAAAAUGGGUAGUAUAUUGGGCCCAGUAGAAGGAAAUUAUAAAGUAGAAAUACCAAAUGCUUGUGCAUUAGGAGGAGCCUAUAAAGCAAGCUGGAGCCAUGAAUGUGAAACUCAAAAUAAACACAUUCCAUAUGAUGAAUAUAUCAAGAAAUUAUUCGAUGUGAAUCAAGAAUUAGAAAGUUUCAAAGUUGUUGAUCAAUGGAUUGAAUAUUUUGAUGGUGUUGGAAUGUUGGCCAAGAUGGAAGAAGAACUUUUGGUAAGCGAUGAUUAA
Molecule: messenger RNA, 1875 nt
Organism: Lodderomyces pseudojiufengensis
Lineage: Eukaryota; Fungi; Ascomycota; Pichiomycetes; Serinales; Debaryomycetaceae
Gene: XKS1
Product: xylulokinase
Exons: 1
Coding region: 1-1875 (624 amino acids)
Biological process (GO): xylulose metabolic process; D-xylose metabolic process
Cellular component (GO): cytosol
Molecular function (GO): D-xylulokinase activity
Source: RefSeq, a predicted model, not a curated record